AUGGAGAAUCAAACACCAGUGACGGAGUUCGUCCUCUUGGGUGUUACUGAUGAUGAUCAACUCCAGUAUGUGCUCUUUGCCACCCUGUUAGUCACCUACAUCUUGACUUUAACAGGUAGCAUCCUCGUCAUCACCAUCACCCUGAUAAACCAUCAUCUUCAGACUCCCAGGUACUUCUUCCUCAGGAACAUCUCCAUCUUAGAGAUUGGCUUUACCAGCACUAUCAUCCCCAAAGCAUUGACCAACCUGGCUUUCGGCAAGAAAGCAAUUUCUUUAAGGGGUUGUCUCACUCAAACCUUUGUCUGCUCCUUGCUGGGUACCACUGAGCCUCUCCUGUCUGCUGUAAAGUCCUUUGACAAGUAUGUGGCCAUCUGCAAACCUCUACACUAUGUGGCCAUUAUGAAUUCACAAGUCUGCAGGCUGCUGGUGAUUACUGCCUGGAUUGGUGGGGCUGUCUUCAUUCUUUCUCCAUCAGUGGUAUAUUUCCAGAUUCCAUUCUCUGGUUCAAACAUCAUUAAUAAUUUUUUCUGUGAUAGCACAGCAAUGAUUCAGCUCAAAUGCGGAAAUACCAAGGUCCUGGGCAUCAUUUUCAUCUCAGCAGUGUUCACCCUACUGAGUAGCCUGGCUAUUACAGUUGAGUCCUACAUCAACAUCAUUACUGCUGUGCUCAAAAUCCACUCUGUGGCUGGCAGACUGAAAGCCUUUUCCACCUGUGCCUCUCACCUCACUGUGCUAUCUAACACGUAUGUCAGCUGCAUCUUCAUGUACCUCACACAUCAGACCAACAGACUGGACCUCAGCAAGGUGGUGUCCAUCUUGAACAGUGUGGUGUCUCCUCUGCUCAAUCCAUUCAUCUAUAGCUUGAGGAACACACAGUUUCAGGAGGCCUUAAGCGAGAACAUCAAAAGGAGUACAGUAAUUUCUAAAUGCCCAGAAAUUUGA
Messenger RNA from Leptosomus discolor (cuckoo roller), 942 nucleotides. Its product is annotated as olfactory receptor 6C75-like. The record is from RefSeq and is a predicted model, not a curated record. Gene Ontology annotation, biological process: G protein-coupled receptor signaling pathway. Gene Ontology annotation, cellular component: membrane. Gene Ontology annotation, molecular function: G protein-coupled receptor activity; olfactory receptor activity. Lineage: Eukaryota; Metazoa; Chordata; Aves; Leptosomiformes; Leptosomidae.